CCUGCACGAUAAACCACAUCGUGAAAACGUGAGCCAAAUCUACAUGAGCAACGUCAAAACAGACCGAAUUGAUUUGUGAUUCUUGUCUAUAUACCGGGUAUCAAACUGCUUAGUGUUAUCAUACGGGAUAUUAACUGUCCUGGGGACAUUUUAUUUGAGGUAGACCUGCAUUAAUCUCCUCAUUUAUCAUAUUUAUUUCGAGAAGAAAAUGCAAUCUAAAUCGAGAGAACGGUUCGAAGAAUGACAAGUACGCAGAAAAAUGUGAUUCACUGGUUUCGCAAAGGAUUGCGUCUGCACGACAACCCAGCAUUAGUGGAAGCUCUCGAGGGAGCUGUGACUUUCAGAUGUGUGUAUAUUUUAGAUCCAUGGUUUGCUGGCUCUACACAAGUCGGAAUCAAUAAAUGGCGAUUCCUCUUACAGUGUUUAGAAGAUGUAGAUGCAAGUCUGAGAAAGUUGAAUUCCAGACUGUUUGUGGUGCGUGGGCAGCCAGCAGAUGUAUUUCCAAAAUUGUUCAAGGAAUGGAAAACCACUCAUUUGUCUUUUGAGACGGACCCUGAGCCAUAUGGCAAAGAGAGAGAUGCUACUAUUAUCAGUUUAGCACAAAGUGCUGGAGUGUCUGUCAUCAGCAGAAUCUCGCAUACAUUGCAUGAUCCUAAAAGAAUAAUAGACCUCAAUGGGGGGACACCACCACUCACAUACAAAAGGUUCCAGACCAUAUUUGCUGGCAUGGAGCCCCCACCCAAGGCACUGGACCCCAUCACGCCGGACAUGGUGCGUGGGACACUGCCGGUGGUCUCAGAGGACCAUGAUGAGAAAUAUGGAGUGCCCACUCUAGAUGAGCUAGGCUUUGAUACAGAGGGCUUAGCACCUGCAGAAUGGAAGGGAGGAGAACAGGAAGGUUUGGCACGCCUUGUCAGACACUUGGAGAGAAAGGCCUGGGUGGCCAGCUUCGAGAAGCCCAAGAUGACCCCCCAGUCCUUGAUGAGCAACCAGACAGGUGUCAGUCCAUACCUCAGAUUUGGAUGCUUAUCAGUGAGACUGUUCCACUGGAAGUUGACAGAGUUAUACAGACGGGUAAAGAAAAGAAGUGACCCACCAGUUUCACUUUUUGGACAGCUGCUGUGGAGGGAGUUCUUCUAUGUGGUUGCCACAAAUAAUCCAAAGUUUGAUAGAAUGGUGGGCAAUCCUGUGUGCAUACAAAUACCAUGGGAUAGAAAUGCUAUAGCACUAGCUAAAUGGGCUGAGGGUAAAACUGGUUUUCCAUGGAUAGAUGCUAUAAUGAUCCAGCUGCGGCAAGAAGGUUGGAUUCAUCACUUAGCCCGCCAUGCUGUGGCCUGCUUUCUUACACGCGGUAAUCUGUGGAUCUCUUGGGAGGAAGGCAUGAAGGUGUUUGAUGAGUUUCUGUUGGAUACAGACUGGAGUAUGAAUGCUGGCAUGUGGAUGUGGCUUUCCUGCAGUUCAUUUUUCCAACAGUUCUUUCAGUGCUACUGUCCUGUAGGGUUUGGAAAGAUGGCAGACCCUAAUGGAGAUUUUGUCAGGAAAUACAUCCCAGCACUGAAGGGCUUUCCUGCUAAGUAUAUUUAUGACCCAUGGAAUGCCCCAGAACAUGUCCAAAAGAUGGCCAAGUGCAUCAUUGGUAAGGACUACCCUCUUCCUAUGGUUAACCAUGCUGAGGUCAGUCAUAUAAACAUGGAGAGAAUGAAACAGGUCUACCAACAUAUCUUCUUCAGGAUUUCCAGAACUGGUAUGGUUUAGAUUUAUUCUCUUUUU
Messenger RNA from Lingula anatina, 1770 nucleotides. RefSeq names its product cryptochrome-1. Gene Ontology annotation, molecular function: FAD binding; DNA binding. The record is from RefSeq and is a predicted model, not a curated record. Lineage: Eukaryota; Metazoa; Brachiopoda; Lingulata; Lingulida; Lingulidae. Gene Ontology annotation, biological process: circadian regulation of gene expression; negative regulation of DNA-templated transcription; entrainment of circadian clock by photoperiod. Gene Ontology annotation, cellular component: cytoplasm; nucleus.